Messenger RNA from Saprolegnia parasitica CBS 223.65, 4194 nucleotides. RefSeq lists its product as hypothetical. Gene Ontology annotation, biological process: calcium ion import across plasma membrane. The transcript has 18 exons. The record is from RefSeq and is a predicted model, not a curated record. Gene Ontology annotation, molecular function: protein binding; monoatomic ion channel activity. The coding region runs from base 1 to 4194 and encodes 1397 amino acids. NCBI's taxonomy places the organism in Eukaryota, Oomycota, Saprolegniomycetes, Saprolegniales, Saprolegniaceae. Gene Ontology annotation, cellular component: membrane.
AUGGCCCAACAGAACGAGAACGAGGUGCUGCAGCAUCUGCAGUCGCCGGACGCUCUACCUGCCGGCGACCUCUUGGCCCUCGACGAGAGCGGCGACUCGGUGCUGUCGCUGGCGGCGCUGCGCGGAAACCUGCCGCUCGUCCAAGCCAUUGUGCAGUCGGCGUCGCCCGACACACUGGCCGAGGUGGCGUGGACGACGCUGCAGCGCGCGGUGGCCAACCCCCACCAAAGCGUCGUCGAGUACCUUUGGGACAUACUCCCAGACGCCGCGACGCUCAAGUCGCCCAGUACGGGCAACUCCCUUCUGCACGAAGCAGUCGAGGGCGGCAACCUCCAGCUCCUCCGCUGGCUCGUCCCUCGCUGUACCGACACGCUUGACGUCUCCAAUCACGCGGGCGAAACACCCUACUUGACGGCGCUGCGUCAUGUCGACUAUGCUAGCGCCGACCUGCUCGUCGCCGCGGGGGCCAGUACCCAUGUCUGCACGAUGACGGGCGACUCGGCCUUGCACUACGUCCUCCGCUUCCCGCCCAACGAGAACACGCUCGUCACCGCCGUCGAACGGCUCUUGGCCGACGAUGUGCGCGUCGAUGCUACGAACCACGCGGGCGAGCGUCCGCUGGACCUCACUUCAAACCCUCGCAUCCUCGAGCUACUGCAUACGGAGGUGGCCUUUCGUACAGAGUUUCCUCUGCACUGCCUCGUCCGGAGUAAAAAUCUCGACCGACUGGAUGCGUGGUUUGCAGCCAUGCACGGCGAGCAUUCCGAGAACGCCGAAGCCGCGAUCGCUGCGGCGCUCACAACGCCAAAUGCGCACGGCCGGACGCCGCUCAUGUACGCGGCGCGCAUCUUUGACGAGGCGGCCGGUACGAACCAAGCCAUCUACCGCAUGCUACCGCACGUGCCCAGCGAUGCGAUUGCCGCCAAAGAUCAAGAUGGCAAGACCGUGCUGGACAUGCUCUUGCGCCGCGUCCUCGUCUGCGCCACCAACGUCCAUGGCUCGUCGUCGGCGCCGCUCCUGCGUGUGAUCCACGCCGUGUGCCGGAAAGGCCGUGUGACGAUGGACUUUGCCCACUUGCCGCCCGAGUACCUCCAUGCGACGCGAUUCCUUACGGGCACGGCGCCGUGCGAGUGCAUUGGCGAGUGCAAGGACACUGCGUCUGCGGAUGGCCUCCCCGGGCUCGCGGCCCGGCGCAACUGGACCGAGCUGCGCCGACUGCUGCAGGAGCCUCUGGCAGCCGACGUGAUCAACCGAACCGAUGCGUGGACGCGCGGGGGUUACUCGGUGUUGCACCACGUGUGCAAGCUAGGGCACUGCGCGACGCUCAAGCAGCUGUUAGCGCAGCCGCAUCUGGAUUUAGACGUGCGCUCCGAGAUGGACGGUCGGACGGCUCUCGAGCUCGCGACCGAGGCCAACCACGUCAAGAUCGUGCGCCGGCUUCUCGCAGCCGGGGCCGAUCCGCAAGUCAACGAGGAUCUGGACGAAGCGACGUUGGCUCUUCUACGUGUCGACGCGAAUGAGAGCCAGCAGCUCGUGUACGAUCGGUGGGAGCUGGCGUGUUACCACCGCGGUUUUUUUCUUGUCAACCUUCCCAAUGUCGGCGCCGCGCGCAAGCUCCUCGCGAUGCACCAAACGCCACUGCAUGUGGCCAUGCGACUUGAGCGCACCGCCACGUCGCUCGACGAACUCUGUGAUACGAGCAUCGACCUCGACGCUCAAGACUUGCACGGCGAGACGGCACUGAUGGUGGCGGCGGCCCUCGGGAAGCGUGGUCACGUCCAGUUCCUGCUCACCAAAGACCCGAAUCUGGACCUCCAAAACACGAACGGCAAGACGGCGCUUAUGCUUGCUGCCGAGCAAGGCCAUGUCGCUGUUGUGAAUGCCCUCCUCGAGCAGUCGGCGGAAAUCACACCAAGGGACAAGGACGGACUCUCGGUGCUAUCGCUUCUGGAACGGUGGCUCGCGACGCAGGGCCAUAGCCCGGACGACAUGAGCGUGCCGCAAGCGCAGUGCCUUGCGCUCAUCCAAAAGGAGCUGCAAGUCCGGGAAAACUCGCCCGAGUACUUGGCCAAGCAAGCGUUGGGCAUGGUGACCAUGUCGGUCGACCACGUCUUUAACCACGGCGGCUUUGCGGAAGCGAUUGCGACCAGCGUCGAUCUCGGCGUCACAUUCCUCAACGACUGCGUCACGCUGCGUCGUCACGAGGCCGAGUUUUACCACAUGGAGGCAGUGUACGGCCGAACGUCCAAGGACAGCGCGCUCCACGCUGUGCUGCACCUCGAUUUGAGCGACGCGGACGAAACCUUUGCCGCUCGAAAAACGCUCUUGGAACAUAUCGUCUUUCGCCGGCUCCUCGAGAUCAAGUGGGAGCUAUUUGGGAAGCGCAUGUACCUCCAGCAGCUGCUCAUGAACCUCCUCCUGCUCAUCACGAUGACCACCGCGUCGUUCCUCGGCAGUGACGAGGCUCCGUCGACAACGGCGUGCCUAUUCGGCCUCUCGGCGAGUCUCUUUGUGGGCUUUGGCUACUGGAUGCUGACCCGCUUGGAGCCCGAGGCUCUGUGGAUUGAUGCGCGCUACGAAUACGACCACAGCUACGAGCUCGAUCCAAGCAUCGUGAUUCCCAACCUCCGCGCUCGCAAGCAAGUGACGAUUCUGAUUUCGUAUCUGGUGCCCGUUGUGCUCACGGUCGUCUGCUCGCUUUUUCUGGUCGUGUUUGCCUCGUACCUGCACGUUACCGUGUGGUUUCCGACGUUCAACGUUGGGAUGCUCUGGCUCACGGCCCUCUACUUUGUCUACACCGAGUGGCAAGAGAUGAACGUCGGGCUUCUGACGUACUUUCGGUCGCACAUGAACAAGGCGCAGCUGCUUGUCUACGUCAGCAUCCUCUAUCUCUUUGUGCCCAUCAAGCUCAAUUGGAUCAACGCGGCCGAUGAGAUUGAGUUUGGACUCUCGGGCUUCCUCACGCUCGCGCUCUGGGUCCUCUCGCUUCAGUUUUUGGAGGUCGUGCCGUCGGCCAGCUUCUUGAUGCCCAUGAUGUCGGACCUUUUCAAGGACAUUUGGAACUUCUUCAUCCUCUUUAGCGUCUUCCAAGUCGGCUUUACGCUCACGUUUUACCAGCUCUUCCGCGGCAUGGACGACAGUUUGCACAAGUUUGGCAGCCUCGGGCAGUCGUUCAUGACGACCUACUACGUUUCGUUCGGUCAACUCGCAAUCGACUCGCUCGAUGCGUUUGGCGCCUCGGAGGAAGUUGACGCGCCGAUGAUGUACGUGGCGACGGCGUUGUUGAUGAUGCUGCAUGUGGCCAUCAUGGUCAUCAUCCUCCUCAACGUCUUGCUGGCCAUGAUGAACAAGACGGUCGACGGCGGUCUCGAGAAGGCCAAGACGCAAGCGCUGAUCAGCUACGCGCAGUGCAUUUUGCGCCUCGAGACGUCGAUGAACCUCGACGCCGAUGGCACGCAUGAUCUCAUCUACCUCCAUACCCAACCCGACGACGCUGGCGAAGAAGGGACGCCUCUGGUAGCGCCGCGCGAGUGGCUCAACCCGGUUUUUACCGAGCGCGUCAGCAAGGUGUAUCUGAGUCUCUCGGAGCUCCAAGCCACCGAGCUGCAGCGCGUUGCGGCGGACCGAGAAGCGUGGACGAUGCUAAUGGCUCGCUUCGAUGCAACGAUCGACAAGGAGCUCGACUACCUCCGCGACAGCUUUCUCCACGUCCAGCACUUUACCUCGCUUGCGGUGCUGAACGUCCUUGCCGUCGAUCUCAAGCUCAUCGAGACGGCGCGGGCCCUACUCCAGGCCAUUGUCGACAGCGCGCGCCAGAGCCGGGGGCAGUUCCGAGACAAGGUCCUCGGUAAGCUCGAGAUGCAAGUGGGACGAGAGCUUGCCAAGCUCCAGCAGCAGUUGCUUCGGCUCUGGAAGCCCAAGUUUGACAAGGAAGAGAUGAACGCGCGCACCGAGUGCAUUCUGAUUUACCAAAUGGCGCAACGCUCGACGAUCGAAGCCCAGCUCAAGACGACGGUCGAGGCGAUCCAAAGCGACAUGGCCCACGCUGUGGCGCCCAAGCACGCUGCGAAGGCGAGUGAGACGGCCGAGCUCCAAGAGGAAGUCGCCGCUCUCAAGGCGCAGGUGCAGAUGCUCUCGGAAAAGAUGGACGCGAUGCUCUCGCUUCUGACCAAGGGCCCAAGCGUCGGUGCCUGA